UCAUGUUUCAUAAUUUGCCCGGCACGUGGGAAAUCGUGAACGACGCGGCCUCCUUAACGAACGGUAACAACUCGCUUAUUAAGAAGUAAGACGCGUUUUGCUAAACUUAUUGAUGCUAAACACCAGAAGUAAGUUUCACAAGAUCCAAAGAUCCUCCUCCCAUAAAUGAAAGUUUAGCCACCAUAGCAUGUCAUCGUACCUUAGUUGUCACGAUCCUCGAAGAUCACUCGGCGGCGACACAAACAAGACGCAAGACGCGAGUAAAUCUUCCUCGAACAGUUUUAUCUCGAUAGGUCAUCUUCAACAGGCAUAUAAGGAGAACUCUGAAUCAACAGAAUGCAGGUCUGACCCAAUUUGGAACGAGGUGGCCAAGCGAUAUCAAGAGAUUAUUGAAAAAGAAUACAAAAUGUUGGGCCAGUAUUAUGACGAUCAAAUGGUUACCCAAAGUACCAAUGGUACAUCUAAGGUAUUCGCUCGUGUGCUUUUAAAUGGACAUGACGGACUGCAAUCGCAAGGGAAGGACCUGUCAUGCAAGCAAACAGAGACGCGUGCGGAAACAGGAAAUGGCACCACAGAGGUUUAUGACUGCACCAGUAGUGUUAUCAAAAAGACAAAGGAUACGAAGGUCCUUCCUAAAAUUUUGGAUGUCUAUAGUCUGAAUUCCACCAAAAUAAGUAAUAAAACAACUGGCGUUGUCAGUUUUCGAGGAUUUCGUCUAAAUGAGGGGGACCGAGAUGAGUUUUCGUUGGAACACGGUGAAACCGCUAAAAAGGUUGUUCAAAAUCCUAAUCUUUGUCUCCCUAGUUCAGGCAAGAAGUCUCCUUCGCCUCCCGAUCAAAUAAUAGAUCUUACCAUUGACGACGACGAAGAAGAAGAAGAACAAACAGUUGUCGACAAAGGAUCUGAUAAGAUUUAUGAAAAUAUCUCGUGGACGAAUUCCAUUUCGGCUAACCAAAGUCAGCAUGACGAGUCAAAGGAGAAAAUUCAAACAGCUGAUGAGGAGAAAGAUAUUGCAACUAAAACGGAAUAUAGCCAAAACAAGCGCAAAGGUGGAGGCAAAUACAACAAGAAAAGAAAACGGAGAUGUCCAGCAAUAUACCGUGACAGUUUGAACAAGUGCGAUGCCGAAGGAUGUAACAAUGACAGAGAUCUGUGCCACUGUAGUAACAAUAGCGAAGUUGACAUUCGCAGCGAUGGUGAUAAACAAAAAUUAUGGGACCAGAACAAUAUCAGCAGGUCGAUUAAAGACGAAAUAAGUCAAAUUACAGAAGAAAGGGAUCAAACUUUAAUUAGCAGUGGUGUUGUCCAUGGCGCGAGUGGUGUGUUGGACUUAUCGUAUCGUGCGAGCAAGAUUACGACACUUAAAGCCAGACUAGCCAAGCAAGAAGAAGAGCUUGCUAGGCUUAGAAGUCAGAAGGAAAGAUUACACUUCCAAUCAAACCAUAAAACCUUGGAUGCACGUUGCGAAUGGUUCUCAAGUCGGGCAGAUUUAUGUACAAAGGCAGAUCUAGAACGAAAGGAACCUCAAGGCACUGAUUUCAAUAUACAAUCUCUCAACAAUGGAGAGGAAGAAGGUGAUUUUAAAAUAGUGAGUGUAGAUGACAUAUGUCAGCACGUAUUAAAGUCAUUUGAUAUUUUUAAUGCUCGCCAGUUCAUGAACAGGAAAAAAGAAAAGACGGAGCCGCAUUCUCCCACUGAUACUUGCGCGCUGAAGAAGGAGGAUGGCAAAAGUAUCUCCUUCCAAACGGAUCAAGAUAAAUUUCUGUUGGAAUGUGGUUUGAAAAGAAGAUCUAUAAACAGCAAUUAGAAUUUGAUCUGUUCAAGGAAAGGACAUGAUAUGGUUUUACGUGCACAGUUGCCCAGGAUUUGCAAGUUUUGAACUUUGACCAUACACAUUGUCUGUCUCUGCAACAUAUCACACCUUAAGUAUUAUUUGCUUUUCAUUAUAGUGAUUUUUCCUCUAAGAAGAAAUUGUAUUUUCCAAAUAGCUAAAUUUUCCUUAUCGAUUAUUCGUCACUUAUUUAAAGUCAAGGCUUUCACUAUACAAUGGGGAAGGAAGUAAAUUUGUCAUGCAUAUAUUUUGUCGUGUAGUAUUGCUCCCAUUUUCAACUGUGAGCAAAUCCUUGACAAACAAAUUGACGUUUCUUAUAAAGAGUGCUUAAUCCAUGUAACAGGUUUGACUUGUGUGAGUUGAAGUUUACUGGUUGUAGAACCUUGUUUCGGCUCACCACCUAGACAAAUUUCUACUGGGUAGAGAUUUCAAGGUAGAUGUUUCUCGUCUAAAGCCCAAAUAGUUCUGCCUUAUGCAUCUAAAUUUAAAGAACAUGUUCAUGUUCAGUUAACGAAUUCUAGGAAACUAUAAACAAUAAAUCCGUGGCCGGCAAAGCGGUGACUUUAACUGCACUGACAAGUAGUGGCCCAAUAGGACGAUAGGACUCUAUGAAUCUUCUUCAUCCAAUUUCAAAAUUUAAUUCAUACCUUAAAAUUGAAAUUCUAAGCAACA
Stylophora pistillata is the source of this 2503-nucleotide messenger RNA. RefSeq lists its product as uncharacterized. The record is from RefSeq and is a predicted model, not a curated record. Lineage: Eukaryota; Metazoa; Cnidaria; Anthozoa; Scleractinia; Pocilloporidae.